CCGAGGCGCGGCCUCACCUCCAGCUCUCCCUCCCUUGCUUUCUGAGGGCCGCCAGGGGGCGCCGGAGCGCGGCUCUCCGCGGGGUGAGCGGGGCCGAACCGCCCUCCAGCCACCCGCCCCGCCGCAGGCAGCUCAGCGCUGCACCGCUCCGCUCCGGCGUUGCUCCCGGCCGAGGCGAGCCGCACAGGGGAUGAGGAUGCCGCGCCGGCAGCCGCCGCGCCCGCUGCUCCUCCUGUCAGCCCUGCUCUGCGCGCCGGCGUCGGCCUUCAACCUGGACGAGGAGAAGCUGACGGUGUACAGCGGGCCGCCCGGCAGCUACUUCGGGUACUCGGUGGACUUCUACAUCCCCGACCCCAGCACGGUCAGCGUCCUGGUGGGAGCUCCGCGAGCCAACACCACGCAGCCGGACAUCGUGGAAGGAGGAGCGGUGUAUCACUGCGGCUGGCCGGCCGCGCGCUGCAGGCAGAUCCCCUUCGAUAACACCAACAACAGGAAAAUUAAGGUCAAUGGCACCAGGGAACCAAUUGAGUUUAAGACAAAUCAGUGGUUUGGGGCAACAGUCAAAGCUCAUAAAGAAAAAGUCGUGGCUUGUGCUCCCUUAUAUCAUUGGAGGACUCUUAAAGACAGCCCAGAGAAGGACCCCGUUGGCACCUGCUAUGUAGCAAUUCAGAACUUCAGUGCCUAUGCUGAAUACUCACCUUGUCGCAACAGCAAUGCAGAUCCUGAAGGACAAGGCUUUUGUCAAGCAGGUUUCAGCUUAGAUUUUUACAAGAAUGGAGACCUCAUAGUAGGCGGGCCUGGUAGUUUUUAUUGGCAAGGUCAGGUAAUCACUGCAAGCAUUGCGGAUAUCAUCGCAAAUUAUUCCUUCAAGGAUAUUCUGAGGAAACUGGCACGAGAGAAGCAAACAGGAGUUGCACCACCCACAUAUGAUGACAACUAUAUGGGAUACUCAGUAGCUGCUGGGGAAUUUACUGGAGAUUCUGAAGAAGAGCUGGUUGCUGGAGUCCCAAGGGGUGCACAGAACUUUGGCUACGUCUCAAUCAUUAAUUCUUCAGAUUUGACCUUUAUCCAGAAUUUCACCGGUGAACAGAUGGCGUCUUAUUUUGGGUACACUGUUGCAGUAUCUGAUGUUAACAAUGAUGGUUUAGAUGAUAUCUUAGUUGGGGCCCCUCUGUUUAUGGAACGAGAAUUUGAGAGCAAGCCUAAAGAAGUUGGGCAAGUCUAUCUGUACCUGCAGGAAACUGCUUUCCUCUUCCGAGAUCCGCAAAUUCUGACAGGCACUGAAGUGUUCGGCAGAUUUGGCAGUGCAAUCACUCACCUUGGAGAUCUCAAUCAGGAUGGAUAUAAUGACAUUGCCAUUGGUGCACCAUUUGCAGGUGAAGACAGAAGAGGUAAAGUGCUCAUUUACAAUGGAUACAGUAAUGGGUUAAAAACUCACCCUUCCCAGGUUCUUAAUGGAGCCUGGGCCUCACAGUCCAUGCCUUCAGGAUUUGGCUUCACUCUAAGAGGAGACUCAGAUGUAGACAAGAAUGAUUACCCAGAUUUAAUUGUAGGUGCGUUUGGAGCUGGAAAAGCAGUUGUUUACAGAGCCAGACCGGUUGUGACUGUGAAUGCUCUGCUCAUUUUGAACCCGAUGAUUGUGAAUCCAGACAACAAGACUUGUCAGCCCCCUGGCUCUCAGAUUUUGGUGGCCUGUUUUACCAUAAGAGUCUGUGCGGCAUUUGAAGGCCAAAGUAUUUCAGAUGAGAUAGCGCUGAAGGGUGAAUUGCAAUUAGAUUCAUUGAAACAGAAAGGAGCUGUUAAAAGGACUCUCUUCUUUGAUUACCAUCAGUCACAUCAUUAUUUCUCCAUUGUGAUGGAAAAACAGAAGAAGCUCUAUUGCCAGGACUUUCUUGUUUAUCUCAGAGAUGAAACAGAAUUUAGAGAUAAAUUAUCUCCCAUCAAUAUAAACUUGAAUUAUAGCUUGGAUGAAUCCCAUUUCAAAGAUAGCAUGAUGGUGAAGCCAAUACUGAAUUACUACCAGAGAAGCUCAGUAACAGAACAGGCUUAUAUUCUGGUGGACUGUGGGGAGGACAACUUGUGCAUUCCUGACUUGCACCUUUCCGCUGUGCCAGAUAAAGAUCAGCUAAUAAUUGGAGAAGAAAACUGUGUCAUGCUCAUAAUAAAUCCAAGGAAUGAUGGGGAAGGAGCCUAUGAAGCUGAGCUGCAUAUAAAGAUUCCACCUGAAGCAGAUUACACUGGGGUUGAACGCAACAGCAAGGCACUGCGUGUGUUGAGCUGUGAUUACAAGAUGGAAAAUGAAACUAGAAUGGUGGUUUGUGAUCUUGGGAACCCCAUGGUGGCUGGCGCAAAUUUCUCUACAGGUAUCCGGUUUUCUGUUCAGCAUUUUGAGAAUUCAGAUUUCAGCAUCAAUUUUGAGCUGCAAAUAAAAAGUUCUAACAAGGUUAAUUCCACCAGCAAUUUAGUUAACCUUCAUAUCAACAUCACUGCUGCGGCUCAGGUGCAGGUCAGAGGAGUCUCUCACCCACCACAAAUUGUUCUGCCUCUUCACAACUGGGAACCCAAAGAUGAACCUACAAAAGAAGAAGAAAUUGGUCCAUUAGUUGAACACAUCUAUGAGCUUCACAAUAUAGGACCAAGUGCCAUCAACAAUACAGUUCUCCAUGUCGGUUGGCCUGUGUCCAGUCACGAGGAGUUUCUUCUUUACAUUCUACAUAUUCAGACUCAUGGACCACUGCACUGUCAAACAAGCUCUCCUAUUAAUAUCAUGCAAAUCAAUUUUGCUAUUCCACAGGACACUCCUGAACUUGCUGCUUUUUUAUAUAAUUCCACAAUUUCUCAUUACAUCAGGAGAAGGGAGGUAGCCAUGGCAGAACCUUACAGGAGGAACUCUGCAAGAAUACUGAACUGUACAAAUGUGAAGUGUAUCCUCAUUUCCUGCAGUGUGGGACAACUGGAAAGAGGGAAGAGCGCAGCACUGAAAAUCAGGUCCCGGCUAUGGGCUGAAACUUUCCUGCAGAGGAAAAAUAAUCCCUAUACUCUUUCUUCCAAUGUGUCCUUCAAAGUUAAGAACAUGCCCUAUAAAGUGCAGCCAGCGAAGCUCCCAGAGGGAAGCACAGCAAUCAGAACAUCUGUCAUUUGGUCCACUCCAAAUGUCUCCUUUGUCAUUCCUUUGUGGGUUAUAAUACUAGCAAUAAUGCUUGGUCUGCUGGUACUAGCGGUGUUGACCCUUGCUUUAUGGAAGUGCGGCUUCUUUGACAGAGCAAGACCUCCUCAAGAUGACGUGGCAGACAGAGAACAGCUGACAAAUAACAAGACUACUGAUGCAUAGAGGAAGAGAGUGACAGAUCCAGUCAGAAUCCUGCCUGAGACUAGAACAUAGUGAGAAUUAACUGAAGGUUUCCUUCCACCGAUCUUCUUUUGUACCUGCAAGCGAAAUGGCGUCAUAAUCUGAUCUAUGCCACGUUCUGAGAAUACACCACAUGAUGGCCAUCCUUGCCAAAGAAAGAAAGAAAAUUUAUACUGCCUUAAGGACAUGCUUGCCAUUGAACAGAAUGUUUAUUCUAUAUUUUGGUCAGUCUACAUUUUAGCAGAUGCUUUUGAACACAUGUGGUAUACUGAGGUGCUUCCAGAACAAGCCCAAAACUCCCAAGGAGAAAAUGCCUGCAUUGCUGUACUGUCUGGAAGAUGGAACAGGAUAGAGUUUCUGAACACUACUGUAUCAUGUAGAAUACCUUUGACACCUCCCUAAGAACUUUUAUGACAUUAUGACUCAGGGAGACAAGCAAUAAAUCAGUACUGUGGAAGUACUUCUGAAAAACAAAGGUAGUCUAAGAAGAAUUUUAUAGAUGGAGCACAAUUAUUUAUUUUUCCACCUUUUCAGAAUAAGUAUCUGAUAUAUAAUCAUCAACUUACAUUUUAAGAGAAAUAAAGUCAAUAUACAGAAGUCGUGCACUUACUUUACAUGUAAAUAGAAAAGCAAACCAAUUGUACGCACUGAGCACAUCUUUCUUGGCUACAAUGUGUUUGGCAAAACAGAGGAUUUAUGCAAUAUUUUGCAAGAUAAAUCAUAUGCUAAGCAUGUAUUGUAUCUCAGUCCAGAGCUGAGAGUAUCACACCCAGGUUACAAAAUCCAAAGGCAUUAUAAUGCAGUAGAUGAGUUACCUUCUCACCCCAUUGCUGGUGGUUGCCUAUGCAGCUCUUAGUGAUUUAAAUUGCUGAUUUAAAUUACUACAGACAUGCAUCUGGGGUGAUACAAAAAUGACUUGGGAAUUUGAAGCUAGGAUGAGUUUUACUUUUUGCCAUUGCCUGUUACUUGGUGAAGUGCUCUCUUAAAAUGGCUACAGCUGUUGUAUCGUCUGUUGAAUAUAUGUCACAGACCCUAAUAUUUCAUUCAUCUGAAGAAAUCUUUGCCUUUUGUUUUCAUUUUAUGGGCAAGAAUCCAGCAGUGUAUUUAAAGAGCUGAAGAUAUUUCUUCAAAGUUUAUGGCAGAAUUUAAUGAUCCCUUAAGCAAAGUCUUGUAGAGAAAGUGAGCAAGGUUUCUAUUUACGCAGAAAAUAGGAUGCCAGCCAGCCAGGCAUGAACAAAAAGAAGGAAAGAUAUUUUGAGAUAAAGAGUAACAAUGCAUGGAUUUGAUUUGAGUGCUUCUUAGUCUGGGUUUUUUGGGGGGUGGUUUGUUUUUGUUUUUUUUUGGUUGGUUGGUCUUCCUGACUUGGGAAUUCUGAAGAGGAGAGGCUUCACUCAUUCUCCUCUAUGAGCAAAAAUAGCUUGGUUCUUAUCUCAUCUCUGGAUCUGUGCAGAUUUUUGCCUGAAAACCCAAGUCUUCCAGUGCUAUCUUAUGAAGAAUUUGCUAUCUUGUGUAAACUUCAAGAGGAGUUGUUCAUUUUCUGAAACAAACAGCACAUCGUCUGUUUCCUGAGCUCCUCUUCUUUCCCACCCAAUAGUUAGAUGGCUUCAUCCAUUCUUUGUGACUUUAGGGUAACUGCCCCUGUGCUUUUAAAGACUUUAGGACAGAAGUAGCCAUAAGACAUGGUCACUUCCGUCAGUCUGACAGAUAUUUAGGCUGACCUGUGAAAUCUAAGCAAGGAGGAAAUCAGUGUAAGGAAGCCUGAGCAGGUGUGUUCCAUCUUCAUGUCCAAGGGAAAUUGCAGGACCUUUAUGGAGCCUUCAGCUGAUCGUUCCCAGCAUGCCCGAAAGACUGACUGAGAGGAGGCGCAGGCGGAGGAGGCAUUGCAUCUCUGGUUUUUGAGGAUGGGUGGGCCUGACCACAUCCCAGUCCCCAGCAAGCUACCAAUGGCAGCAUUCCACAAAAGAGCAGAGGAGAUCAGCUGGUAAAUGCCACCAUGAGACCAGCUCAGCCCACAUGUGCACGCUUCUGUAUGCCGAACAUCCCAGGUAGAAUCGUCCUCUUGCGAAAAGAACAGGGAGCUUGCAGCCUUUGUAAAUAUUGAACUGUUGCAUGAAGCAGCUUCCAAAAUAAGAUCUUCUAGCUCCUGAAAUUCGCGUCAUUGGCACAGCUCUGAUGAAACAGCACCAUAAGGAGAUACCAAACAUAGGACUUUCAUAUGUGCAAUACUUUAUAUUACUUAUAUACGUGAAGCAUGUUUACACUGGCAUUUGUGGUUGUUUUUUGAACUUUUGAAUAUACUGAUUAAUGAUUACAAUAAAGAAGAAAAAAAAAAAGAGUAGGAAAAAGAACAAAC
Lagopus muta (rock ptarmigan) is the source of this 5702-nucleotide messenger RNA. It is a transcript of the gene ITGA8, whose product is annotated as integrin subunit alpha 8. The coding region runs from base 191 to 3331 and encodes 1046 amino acids. Gene Ontology annotation, cellular component: external side of plasma membrane; integrin complex. The transcript has 30 exons. The record is from RefSeq and is a predicted model, not a curated record. Gene Ontology annotation, biological process: cell-cell adhesion; cell-matrix adhesion; integrin-mediated signaling pathway. Gene Ontology annotation, molecular function: integrin binding. NCBI's taxonomy places the organism in Eukaryota, Metazoa, Chordata, Aves, Galliformes, Phasianidae.